Molecule: messenger RNA, 1557 nt
Organism: Diatraea saccharalis (sugarcane borer)
Lineage: Eukaryota; Metazoa; Arthropoda; Insecta; Lepidoptera; Crambidae
Source: the annotation of a GenBank genome assembly
AUGAGUAACAUUUGUCGAUUUUGUUUCUUUGAAUGUAACCACGAAAUGCAAGAAUUAACAGAGGGAAAUAAAAUUUGUCUUAGGAUACAGUCAUGCAUUGGUUUAAAGAUUGAACCACUGAAAGAGCCACUACCAACAAAAAUAUGCAAAACUUGUUCAGAAAAAGUUGAUGAAUUGUAUGAUUUUCACAGAAGAAUAACUGAAAGUGAAAACAUACUAUUACAUUAUUUGUAUGAAAGCAAAAUAGAUCUUGAUGAAUUAUAUUUUAAACUAAAAAAUAGUAAAUUAAAAGAUGAAACUAAUGUUCAAUAUGAUGUGAAUGAAAAUACUAAAUGUUUGAUGGAUGAAGUAAAAUUAGAGGAUAAAAGUGAAAUAAAUGAUGACUCUAUUUCAAAUGAUGAACCUCUAAAUUUUGAAAUAAGUCCUUUAAAUGAUAUAACAUUAGAUGAAAAAAAAUAUACAGCAGAGAUAAAUGAGAAUCCGGAGUUAAUCACACAAUUUAAAUGCCUCACUUGCUUUAAAACAUUUGAAUAUCAAAAUUUACUCCUAUCGCAUUAUAAUAUGGAACAUAACAAGAAGAAUAAAGGUAGAAACAUAAAAGAUAACUUUAAAAUAAUAUCAUCUUCUAAUGGUACUUUGAUGUUUGGUUGUACUGAAUGUAAUAAGGAGUAUGAAAAUAAAAAAUCUGUUAUUCGUCAUUUGAGGGCACAUGUAAAUGAGAGACCAUUUAUUUGUAAAUUAUGUGGUAGAACAUAUAAAACUGCUUCAGAAAUUGUUCGUCAUAGCAGAGCUCAUAAUGGUACAAGGCUCUUCUGUAGUCAGCAAUGUGGUUAUAGUACUGUUUACCUUGGAGCAUUGAAGGAACACGAGAAAAGACACAACAAGACUGAAUUUAAGUACAAGUGUGAGAAGUGUGACAAAGGUUUUCAAGUGAAAACAUGGUAUGAACAACACCAGAAUGUACAUACAGGAUCUAAGCCGUUUGUUUGUGAUAUUUGUGGAGCAACAUUUCACAUGGACAGGGAAUCAAACAUCGUCAUCCACACGCUUGCGAGUGAUUUAGUGUGUUCUGAAGAGCCAAGCAUAACGGACGUGAUGGAUAUUAAGGAACACGGCAUAAACUCUUAUAUCUUAUGCGAUUUAUGUGGGAAGACUUUGGUAAACAAUGAACAGUUGAAGUUACAUAAAAGAAUGCACCUAGGGGACAAGCCUUUUACGUGCAGCACUUGCAACAAGUCAUUCACAAAGAAGUUUAAUCUGCAGUUGCAUGAGCGAUCACACACCGGACUGAAAUCAUACACUUGCAUCCAAUGUGGGAAACAUUAUAGCCAACAGAGUACACUUAGAAGGCAUAUGCAAAGAUGGUUUAUAUGUCUGUAUGCAGUUCGUAUCUUUAACGUGGAGAGGAGUUAUAAGGAUGACGACAGGGCAAAAAAAGAAAUUCUAUUUAAUCCGUUAGUCAGGCACCAUUCGACAGAGCAGCUAAAGUGUCACAAAUGUAUAAAAACCUUCUCAUCUCAUCAUCAAUAUAUUUCGCACAAACGAUUCUGUAUUUGA